Molecule: messenger RNA, 2781 nt
Organism: Pistacia vera
Lineage: Eukaryota; Viridiplantae; Streptophyta; Magnoliopsida; Sapindales; Anacardiaceae
Product: E3 ubiquitin-protein ligase WAV3
Exons: 2
Coding region: 475-2754 (759 amino acids)
Source: RefSeq, a predicted model, not a curated record
CACUCUCUUAUAAUAUAACACACAGAGAAAAAGAAAGAAAUAGAAAGGGAGAGAGGCAGUAGAUCAAAAAGAGUUUUGGUUGCGGAGAUCUUUUUGGGGCUAUCUAGUCAGUGAGAGCAAUAUUCAAAAGUGAUGAAUAAAAAAGGGAAUGAGAGCAAUAGAGCUGGAAGAGAAGGGCAUGAGUCUCAAGUUUUCUUUCUAUCUUAAUAAUCACAUUACUUUGUCUCUUUGCUUUUAUUUCGUUUGAUCCCAUGCUGCUAGUAUAGCUCAACUCGAUCUUACCAUUUUGUCUUCUGUGGAGUCUCAGAUCGAUCAAAACAAAACUUCUUUGUUCUUUCUUUCUUUUAUCUUUAUCUUCAUCAUCUCUACCAAAAGAUAAAAAAACAAAUUAAGUUUGGGUGGUAUUUAGAUAUAUAUACAUAAGAAAAGAGAAAAAAGAGUGUUCUUUGGUUAAUAUCUUUUGGUUUUUUGAAAAUGGGCACUGGUUGGAGAAGAGCUUUCUGCACAACGAUCCCUCGAGAUUCAGAAAUCGCCACAGUUUCAGAUAAGCAACAACAAGUUGUUAGUCCUAGUACUAGUCCAAGCCCCAGAAGUUGUACAAAGUUAGGUUUUUUUACCGGUAGUAGCAACCCUUCUACUCCUCGCUUGCAGUCUCAACCAGUCUCAAGCCCCAGCUUGCGUUGCCGGACUGCUACUCUUGAAGCGCCUUCUACAAAUGAGAGCCCUAGACUCCAAUGCAAAACCACACCCAAAUCAACCAAGAGUCCCAAACCAUUACAGGGUUCUAACCCAUCCUCUCCUCGAUCUCCUCUCAAGUUAUCUCUCUUCAAGAACAGCUUCAAGUUCAGAAGUAGCUGUGGAAUCUGUUUGAACAGCGUGAAGACAGGUCAGGGCACAGCCAUCUACACAGCAGAAUGCUCACACGCCUUUCACUUCCCGUGCAUAGCCUCCCACGUGCGAAAGCAUGGCAGUCUCGUUUGCCCCGUCUGCAACACCACCUGGAAAGACGUUCCUUUACUCUCCGUCCACAAAAAUCUCGGCGCCGUAGAAAACCUCCACCUAAACCACACCGACUCACACGACAACAUCAUCAAGACUAAAAUAGAUGAAAAGAAGAUAAUUGAAUCUUCUCCCAGACUUGUUAAAACCUUCAAACAAGAACCAAGACCAGAUUCAAGAUCCUACGAUGACGACGAGCCAUUGAUAUCUCCGACUGCUGGAGGUGUUCGUUUCAUUCCCAUACCUGAGGCAGAUGAGAAUGUCCAAGAGGAGGAAGAUGAUGUUGAAGAGUUUCAGGGCUUUUUCGUUAAUUCAAACUCUUCAUCCUCACUCAAAUCCGACCAAGUUCAAUUUUACGGCAGAGAUUCGAGACACGUUCAGAUUAGACUGUUACCAGAAUCUGCUGUCAUCUCUGUUGGUAGAAAUUAUGAGACUUAUGCAGUGGCAUUAAGAGUGAAAGCACCACCUCCGUCACCAAUCGUUAAAAGCAACAACACGGCGUCGUAUCGUGCGCCUAUCGAUUUGGUGACUGUACUUGACGUGAGUGGUAGCAUGACUGGAGCCAAGUUACAAAUGUUAAAACGCGCCAUGCGUUUGGUUAUUUCUUCUCUCGGCUCGGCUGAUCGGCUUUCUAUUGUGGCCUUUUCUGCAAGUCCUAAGAGGUUGUUGCCUUUGAGGAGAAUGACGGCUCAGGGUCAGCGCGCUGCGCGGCGCAUCGUUGACCGGCUCGUUUGUGGUCAAGGGAAUAGCGUGGGUGAUGCUUUGAGGAAAGCUGCUAAGGUGCUCGAAGAUCGGAGAGAGAGAAAUCCAGUUGCAAGUAUCAUGUUAUUAUCCGACGGUCACGAUGAGAGAGUCCAGGUUAAUUCUUCUAAUCAACGGCGAGGAGGAAGCCACGCGUCCUCUACACGUUUCUCUCACAUUGAGAUCCCAGUUCAUUCAUUUGGUUUUGGUCAAAGCGGCGGCUACAGCCAGGAGCCAGCCGCGGACGCUUUUGCUAAAUGCGUUGGCGGGUUAUUAAGCGUGGUCGUACAAGAUUUAAGAAUCCAGCUCAAUUUCGCCUCUGGCUCGGCUCCAGCUGAGAUUGCAGCUGUUUAUUCAUGUAGUGGAAAGCCGACUAUCCUCAGCUCAGGCUCAGUACGGCUUGGAGAUUUAUACGCCGAAGAAGAAAGGGAGUUACUGGUGGAGUUAAGAGUCCCCACACCGGCGAUUGGAUCCCACCACGUGAUGUCAGUGAAGUGUCUUUACAAAGACCCCGCCACUCAAGAGGUCGUAUACGGCGCGGAUCAAGCGCUUUUGGUACCCUGCCCGCACGCUGCUAGAUCAUCAGCACCGAAAAUCGAACGGUUGAGAAAUCUAUUUAUCAGUACAAGAGCCAUAGCCGAGUCACGAAGGUUAAUUGAGCACAACGAUUUCACCAGCGCACAUCAUUUGCUAGCGUCGGCUCGAGCUCUUUUAAUACACUCCAGCGCAGAAUCGGCUGACGAUUAUGUGAAAGGGUUGGAAGCGGAAUUGGCAGAAUUGCAUUGGAGGAGACAGUAUCUCUUAGAGCAGCAGCAACAGCAACAACAAAUGAUGAUGAUGCAAAGGCGAAGAGGGGGCGAGAGGGAAGUGAUGGUUGUGACGGACGAAAAUGGGGAGCCGCUUACGCCGACUUCGGCUUGGAGAGCAGCUGAGAAGCUGGCUAAGGUAGCUAUGAUGAAGAAGUCGAUGAAUAGAGUCAGCGAUUUGCACGGCUUCGAAAACGCUAGAUUCUAAUUUUAUCAUAAAUUGAAGAAAUUUAUA